AUGAGUCUGUUGGGCGCGGGCUAUGAUGACAGCGAGGGCGAAGAAAGUGCCGAACCGGCAGAGGCGAAAGUGCAGGCACGUGGUGACCUGCAAUCAGACGAAGCCUUGCUCAAGAAGAAGAAGAUUGACUAUUCAAAGCUGCCUAUGUCAAGGCGGCUGAGCUUCGAGACGCCUCCCCAGAUCGAGCAAGAGGAAGCACCCUUGAGGAAGGCAGCAGAGUUGGCGGCCAAUCCGGUCGGCCAAAGUUUGCUUGCAGCUUUGCCUCCACCCAAGGUCACGCUGGGGAAGGAAUCUGGAUCGAGCUCCAUUCGGCUGGAUCUGGAAGAUGUGAAGCCAGCCAGGAACAAGAGCACGGUGCCAGUGGAGGGACUUCUCCGUCCAGACAAUUACACAGACUUGGACGAGGAGGCUGCGCAAGUGCCUGACAACGUCCUCAACCAUCCUAUGUUCUCGGCCGACACGGCGCAGCCGGACGGUCCAUCCGUAGACGACCUUCUGGAGUUGAGAAAGCCUCGGCAGUUUGUCGAGGUCAACGCAGAUGAUAUGAAGGACCCCGACUGGUACAUGAAAAACCAGAUUGCCGCUGGCCCCGGGCUUCUGGCAAAGAAGCGGGUGUCCGAUGACGUCUCCAUGUUUGAUGGAAGAGGUUGGCGUCAGACUACGCAUGCAAACCCCAGCAAAACCCAGAAGCGGAAGCACCAGAUCAAUUGGCUUGCGACUGAAGCCAUGGAACAAGAAGCCGAGAUGCUGGAUCGCGGACAGCAAAAGAUUUUGUCGAAGGCGCAGACACACGCCAAGUAUGGCUGGUGA
Symbiodinium natans is the source of this 810-nucleotide messenger RNA. Lineage: Eukaryota; Dinophyceae; Suessiales; Symbiodiniaceae. The record is from the annotation of a GenBank genome assembly.